AUGCCGAGAAACCACACAGGCAAGCCCGCAGGCCUACUGGCACCGCAAUAUGUGACUGGUGUAUACAUACCAUGUACGGCCCUCAUCCUAGGCACAGUCUUCUUCAAGCCUCAAUGGCUACCUCUAGCAUUAGCAGUCUGCGCAGCUCUCGGGGGUUACCAAUAUUUGAACAAUCAAACGAACAAGGUCCUUGACCCGGUCAACUUUAAAGAAUUUCCUCUUAUCAAGAAGGACGUCCUCUCUCACAAUACUGCCAUCUACCGCUUUGGCCUUCCCACCCCAAACUCGAUCCUCGGGUUGCCCAUCGGCCAGCACAUCUCCAUUGCCGCAAACCUCGAUGUGAAGGACCCAAAGACCGGGGAGGUCAAGACCAAGGAGGUCGUUCGCUCAUACACGCCAAUCUCCUCCGAUUUUGAUCCCGGCUACUUUGACCUUCUUGUCAAGACCUAUCCGAACGGUAACAUCAGCAGACAUCUCGCUACGCUCAAGAUUGGUGGCACGAUAAAGGUCAAGGGCCCAAAGGGCACCAUGGUCUACACGCCUAACAUGGUCAGAGGGUUUGGCAUGAUCGCUGGUGGUACUGGCAUCACUCCAAUGCUGCAGAUAAUCAAGGCUAUUGUGCGCGGGAGAAAGAGCGGUGAUAGGACGGAGGUAGAUCUGAUCUUUGCUAACGUCAACCCAGAGGACAUUCUGUUGAAAGAAGACAUAGAUAGGCUUGCAAGAGAGGAUGAUAAAUUGAGGGUGUACUAUGUGCUCAACAAUCCUCCGGAGAGAUGGGACGGUGGCGUCGGAUUUGUCACGCCCGAUAUGAUCAAGGAACGUUUCCCAGCACCUGCUUCUGAUAUCAAGAUUCUCCUCUGUGGCCCGCCACCAAUGGUCAGCGCAAUGAAGAAGGCGACCGAAUCACUGGGCUAUCAGAAGGCAAGGCCAGUGAGCAAGCUGGAGGACCAAGUCUUCAGCUUCUAG
Fusarium musae is the source of this 966-nucleotide messenger RNA. Its product is annotated as NADH-cytochrome b5 reductase. The record is from RefSeq and is a predicted model, not a curated record. The coding region runs from base 1 to 966 and encodes 321 amino acids. NCBI's taxonomy places the organism in Eukaryota, Fungi, Ascomycota, Sordariomycetes, Hypocreales, Nectriaceae. Gene Ontology annotation, cellular component: endoplasmic reticulum. The transcript has 3 exons. Gene Ontology annotation, molecular function: oxidoreductase activity.